UGCCUCAGGCCAAGCCUGAAACCCCUUAUACUAUUCAAGAUUCUAGGUUCCAAGCAAUAGAAACCCAGCUUAAACUUGCUGGGUGGAGAAAGAAGGAGAAAUGUAUUGGCUUCUGUGAUUGAAAAGUAUAAAGUAUCAGCUUCAGGCACAGCUGGAUCUAGAUGCUCAAUGAUGUUGGGAAUCUUUUUGUCUCUCAACACACCAUGACUUUGUUUUUCUCUGUGAUGAUCUCAUCUGUUCUGUGGGAUGGAAACUGUGGUCCUCAUUAUUUAGCACCAGGCUCCCAAACAAGACUGGGAGACUGAACUGUGUUCUUAAUAGCUCUAAUGUAAUGUCCCAGGACCAAUAAUUUGGGUCAUGCAUCCAGCUUGCCAUAAUCACUGUGUAUGUAUGUGUGUGUGUCUGCACGUGUAGGAGGUUAUAGAGAAUGUUGGGCAGGAACAAAAAGCGGGGUCCCUUUCUGGUCCUGAGUGGAAGCACUGAACUGUUCCUGUGUCCUCCUAUCCUCCUGCAACCCCCACUCCCCGACCCCGACCUAGGAUCAACGGCUGAUUCUGGAGCGGCUGCAGGUCAUGUACACCGUGGGCUACUCCCUGUCCCUCGCCACGCUGCUGCUAGCCCUACUCAUCUUGAGUUUCUUCAGGCGGCUACACUGCACUCGCAACUACAUCCACAUCAACCUGUUCACGUCUUUCAUGCUGCGGGCGGCAGCCAUCCUCACCCGAGACCGUUUGCUACCUCCACUGGGCCCCUACCCCGGGGGCCAGGCUCCUGUCCCGUGGAACCCGGCCCUCGCUGCCUGCCGCACAGCCCAGAUCGUGACCCAGUACUGCGUGGGUGCCAACUACACGUGGCUGCUGGUGGAGGGUGUCUACCUACACAGUCUCUUGGUGCUUGUGGGAGGUUCCGAGGGGGGCCACUUCCGCUGCUACCUGCUUCUCGGCUGGGGUACCUGUACGAGAACACGCAGUGCUGGGAACGGAACGAUGUCAAGGCCAUUUGGUGGAUCAUACGCACCCCCAUCCUCAUGACCAUCUUGAUUAAUUUCCUCAUUUUCAUUCGCAUUCUUGGCAUCCUCGUGUCCAAGCUGAGGACGCGACAGAUGCGCUGCCCCGACUACCGGUUGAGGGCUUCAUGGUCAGUGUCCUGUACUGCUUCAUCAACAAGGAGGUGCAGUCGGAGAUCCGCCGCUGCUGGCACCGCUGUCGCCUGCGCCACAGCCUCGGGGAGGAGCGCCGCCAGCCAUCGGAGCGCGCCUCGGGGAUCCUGCCCUCCGGCUCAGGCCCCUGCCGGGGCGCCCCUGACUGCGCCCUGUCCUUGGGGACCCUCCCAGGGCCUGGGGAUGAGGCCAGCCGGGUCUUGGAAAGUUACUGCUAGGCAGCGGCGUGCUGUGUCCAUUCGAGUUCGCAUGCAUUUGUUGAGAGCCUACUGUGUACCAGGCCCAGCAUGGAGGGCGCUGGAGAAACUGGGGUGCGGUGGGAGGGGGAAACAAGACAAGGUCCCUGUUCUCCUAGAGUUCACAGGUCAUAAUGGGGCGGGGGUGGGCAGCUAAGACAGAUGAGUUAGACACACACUCUGGAAUGGCUAAUGAGGGAAAAUUGGAAGGGAGCCUAAGGUGGUUCAGGAGGGCAUCUCUGAGGAGGUGCCACUUAAGCCAUGCCUGCAAGAGGUGAAGGAGACCCUUUGGGAAGAAGAUUCUAGGCUGAAGGAACAGCAUCUGCAAAGGCCUUUCCACAACAAAGAGCUUGGCGCUGCCUGAGGACCAGACAGGACCAGACGCUGCCAUGUGAUGAGACAGAUUACUAGGGACAAGAGAGGUAGCUGCGGAGGGGUGUGAAGUGGUCGGGCGCCGGUGGUAUUUAAAGGCAGAACUGAGAAUUUGCCAUUGCUUUGCAGGAGGGAAGUGUAUCAAGAGAAGUCAAGGAAGCCUCCUAGGUUUGGGAUGGUGGAGAGAGAGAGAUGGGGUCAGGGUGGGGUGAGCCAGGUGCUCU
Lutra lutra (Eurasian river otter) is the source of this 1991-nucleotide messenger RNA. RefSeq names its product gastric inhibitory polypeptide receptor (gene GIPR). Bases 428 to 1552 code for a protein of 374 amino acids. Gene Ontology annotation, biological process: adenylate cyclase-modulating G protein-coupled receptor signaling pathway; cell surface receptor signaling pathway. Gene Ontology annotation, cellular component: plasma membrane. Gene Ontology annotation, molecular function: peptide hormone binding; G protein-coupled peptide receptor activity; gastric inhibitory peptide receptor activity. NCBI's taxonomy places the organism in Eukaryota, Metazoa, Chordata, Mammalia, Carnivora, Mustelidae. The record is from RefSeq and is a predicted model, not a curated record. The transcript is spliced from 8 exons.